AUGCUUUUUUGGCAUAGUCAACCUGAUCAUUACUGGCCAGAUCAUACUCAACAUCCAGCAGGAGGCUAUUGUAGAGAGCCACUGUCACUGCCAUUCCUAAAGCAGGAGGAACCAAACAUCUCAACAUCAGCUGAGCAGCAUUGCCCAUCUUUCCAGUAUAUUCUGUGUGCUGUUACCUCUCCAGCUGUCAAACAGCAUGAGGAAACUCUCACUUAUCUCAACCAAGGGCAAUCAUAUGAAAUCCGGAUGCUGUGUAAUCCCAAAAUAGGUGAAUUUGCUGAGGGGCGGAAGCUGCUGAAGAGUGUAAUCAGAGUGGUCUUCCAUGACCGAAGACUGCAAUACACAGAACACCAGCAAUUAGAGGGAUGGAGAUGGAACAGGCCAGGUGACCGCAUCCUGGAUAUUGAUAUCCCAAUGUCUGUGGGCAUUCUGGAGCCCCACAUGCCCUCCACUUUGCUCAAUACUGUGGAAUUCCUGUGGGACCCAACUAAGCGCACUUCAGUCUUUCUGCAGGUCCACUGCAUUAGUACCGAGUUCACACUUCGUAAAAAUGGUGGGGAAAAAGGGGUCCCCUUUCGCAUCCAAGCUGACACCUUCAAGCCGAAUGAGAAGGGUGAGCACAUGGAACACUUGCACUCUGCCAGCUGUCUCAUCAAAGUCUUCAAGCCCAAAGGAGCAGACCGGAAACAGAAAACAGAUAGGGAGAAGAUUGAAAAACAGUCCCUCCAGGAGCGGGAGAAGUACCAGCCUUCAUAUGACAGCACAGUUUUGACAGAGUGUUCCCCUUGGCCUGAAGUUUCCAGCAAUCUCAACAGUCCUCCAUCAACUCCUGGCCUUGUCUCUCCACAUCCUUUCAAGCUUCAAACCCCUGAAAGAGUCUGCUCCUCACCCAGUUAUGCCUUGGACAGUUCAUCAGAGGGCAUGGCAGAGACCCUGAAUCCAAGUGCCUCCAUUCUGGAAACUCAACAGUGGUUACUUAAAAACAGGUUCUCCAAUUAUUCCAGGGCUUUUGCCAGCUACACAGGAACGGAUUUGCUCAAACUGUCCCGCAAUGAUCUUGUACAGAUCUGUGGAAUGGCAGAUGGGAUUAGACUUUCAAAUGCUCUAAAAGCAAGGACUGUGCGCCCUCGUCUCAUUCUUUAUGUGUCCAAGGAACUGGAAGCAAGUGGGAACAAUGCUCCUCCAAACCCAGCAUCUGUUAUAUACCAAGAGUUAUAUCUGGAGGAACUGACUGCCACGGAGCUGACUAAUAAAUUGGCAGAACUGCUUAGCGUCCCAGCCAAUCAGGUCCAGCAAGUUUCCAAACAGGGGCCUACAGGAAUUCACAUCCUUGUCAAUGAUCAGAUGGUCAGAAAUCUUCCAGAUGAAUCCUGCUUCAUAGCAGCUGUAACAAAAGUACAGAAUGCAGAAGGCUACCAUUUAGUUCUAAAAUAGACUAGGACCUUCUUGAUGGUGUGCUGCUGGCCUGCAAGAAGAUGGGGAGCGGAAAAGUGAGAAAACAGGCACAAUAAGAACAUUAAUAGUAAUACCCCACAAGUUGACUCUGCACCAAAGAACUCAAGGCUGACAUCAUCUGAUAUGGAUUUUAGCAACAGGAAUCUGUAGUGCAAUAAACCACUGGGAUUUUUUCUGUAUUUUUUGCAAAAAGAAAGUGGCAACCAUGUCACCUCACUUACAUAGACUACAAAGAAUCAUGUAUAUUAUCAACUGAUUAUCUAAUAUGUUGCAAACAAAAUAACUACUGGCAUAAUUAUCAGUUUCUAAUGAUAUUAUUUGCGCAAGUCCACAUUUUCUGUUAGGAGGAAGAUGUUCUCAGACUUACAUUUAUUUGUUGUAGUGAUGAAAUCUGAUAAAGUGUUUUUAAGCGAGUGGACAUAUGGGUAACUUGAUCCUUUACAAAGGCAAUAAUUCUCCCUUGCAAGAGGGAUGGGGCAAUCACAGACUGAUUUCGCUGCAAGGGAAAACAAGCUUCAGUCAAGAAUAUUUCUGUGUGGGAAAUGCUCAUCCUCUAGUCAAAUUAUUUGCAAAGCCAACAGAAAAAAAACACCAUGGUUUUUGGUUGGGUCCUUUCCACAACUAAUGGUUGCAGCAUCUGUGAUGAAGGUGAACAGCCAUGCUCACUGAACAGAUGGUGUAUCAGUCAAUUACCUGGAAUUGUGGACAAUGCUGCAGGGCCAUCUACUUUUGCCAAUUUCUUUCUCUAUAAGAAUGCCCAAGCAGCACAGAGCUUUCCUUUUCAAGUGCUCAUUAAUGGUUAACUCAGUGUGACAAUGUCAGAAAGUGUUAGGUUGUAAAGGAAAUCUCUUUAGUUUUUGCUCUUCAUCCGUCCCUCAACCAAAAGACAGAUUUGUCUGUGCACUCCUUUGUGUUGCAAUGUUAUCAGUGCAGCUUUUUUUGAUUUUUGACAUUGGAUAGUUUCAGUGGGAGAAGUGCCAACUGUUUUGCUCUGCUUUUAUUGGAAAAUGAAAUUAUUGAUGAUUCUUGAUAGAGAAAUCCAAAGAGUUAAGCUAAGGUCAUACAAGAGACUAUGUAACAAAUCUUCCAUAAAUAUCAAAUUAUUAUAUAUUCUAACCACCAGGACAGGCACUUCUUCAAAUAUUUGAUGAGUUGUUUUUACAUUUAUAAAAUACAGAUUAUGGGACAUUGGUUGCCAGCUUUUGUUAGCAUUUUAAUUUAAAAAGCCAAAUAUUGAAAUGGAUGAUUGAAUGAUCCUCAAAUAGUUUAGAUUGCACUCCAUUCAUUUGCUUAUCUACAAAUAAUCACUAGUGAUCUAAACAGUCCUGACUUUUGAGUAAAUAUGCACAGAAUCUUGCUAUUAAAUAAUCUACCAAAAAAGAAGUGCCUGUAAACCAUUAGCUUUUAAGUCUUUUCAUAAGAAACAUUUUUGGAUUCAUAUGGCUUAAACCAUGACUUCAAUUAGUAUUAACUGCAAUCUUUUUUUAAAAAAAUCUAUUUUUAUUUGGAUAUUGCUGUUAUUUGUCUAAGCCUUUUUAAACAUGACUGUAUCUUACUGCCAUCUGUUACCAGCUGGGUGGUGGUGGGGUUGUAAUGAUUUCUAAAUCCUGCACAGUAGGAAAGCAGCAGCAUAAUUAUAAAGUAAUCAAGAGUGUCUAUUUUUAUACCAGAUAAACAUAAUGUAUUAAUGCAAACACAUAUGAAGUGCUAAAUCAAUAGCACAAAGCACGCCUAUCCCUUUGAACAGUGAUCCAGUUUGUGAUGUACAACUUCUGUAAUGUUUAAACUCUUGCCUUUCCUAUGCAAAGGAAAUUCCAUUAUAACUUGAACAUUCAGAAACUCGACAGCCUUAAUAUUUUAAACAAUUCCCAGAUAUUGAUGAAAGCUUUAACCUACAUUACAAUUUACCAACUCAAAGCUUUCUUCAUAUACUAUACUCCUAAAGUCUCUGUUUUGUUGUACAGGAUAUGAAGAAAACACACUUGUUUCAGGUAGGUACUGAUUAGUAAAUUUAUUGUUGCUGACAAAUCUUGCUAGCAAUUGUACAAUACAGUAAAUCAAGGUCUGUGCUUUGUAGCACAGGGUGGGGGGGGGGAAAUCUAAAAUUACUCCAGGGCUAUUAUUUGGAACAUGUAAAGUUAUUACCUUUUAAUUAAGGUGUGUUGAUUUUCCAUCUUCAUUCACUGACUAUUUUUAAAUCCGUUCCUUUUAUGCUGUAGUAAGAUGGAUUUGUUAUGGAAACCAUUUGAUGUGCCACAGAUCUAGUAUUAAUUUCCAUAAAGAGUUAAUAUGUAUAAUACAGUAUACCAUUGAUUUUAGAACUCCAAUUCGGAGCACAGGAAUUCCUUGUCCAUUAACUGUGCACCCAAAUCUAAAUUAAUUCUGGAAGACAAAUUGAAGAACAAAUUACUCAAUCUGUUCCUCCAAAUCUCUUCUUCGAAAGCGUUUUUUUCUCAUGGUGGAACUAGAUUUUUUUUUGCAACAAAAAAACCUUGAUCCCACACUAUGAACUUGAUCAAGGUUAUAAUAUUAUAAAAUAAAAAGAAACUAAUUGAUCCAUGUGCAUAUUUUGGUUGUAGUAAAUUAGCAUUAAAUCUGCAAGUUUUGUGCAGCAGCGAAUACACAGAUUUCAUAUUUUUUUAAAUAUACAGAUUUCUCUAUAGCCUAUAGUUAGGGGACUAAAUGACAAAAUUUCAACGUGUAUGUCUAAUAUAUUUGUUAAAGAGGAGAAUUAUGCUCCAUAUAUUCAAAGUAGCAUUUUCACGCUAAGCAAAAUAUCAAUAGUUGUAUAAAUGCAAUCUUAAAAUUUAAAAACAGAUACUCUAUAGUUCUAGAGUGAAAUGUUCAAUAAAACUUUUAUUUAAUUAAAAAUUGCUUAUGUGAGUGCUUUGACACUGGUUUCCUAAAGGAAUUCACUGAAUUGCAUUAUAUUAUGUUAGGAUUCUAAAUAUAUUUUGUAUAUAAACUUCAAGUACCCAAUCCUUGGACAAUCUCCAGGGACUUAUGCAUGGAUUUUUUUUGCAGAUUUCAAUCCCAUUAUUCCAGUAAUUCUUCAUUCCAAACUGAUUCAGCUAAUUGUGCCUGUCCAUACUUGUAGGUAGAUUAUAAGCUUUUUGACAGAUAAAAAGCAAUAGGUGAAGGUUGGGGAAAUCACAUCAAAUACCCAAACUAUUAGCAUACCACCCCCAGCCCAGGGCUAUAUGAUCUCUUCAUUUAUUAUUUUUUUCUUUAUGUACCAACAACUGCACUUCUAAAUAGCCUUCUGUUAAAAUAUGUUUGAAGAUGAUACAAGAGUCAUUAGUCUUAUUUGACAUGAAGAGUCUAUUUAAUGGGAGGUUGAACAAAUGACUAUGUUGCAGCUACAAUAAUCUGGAGCUUAAAAUGCUUAAAACUAGAGACGAGUGGAUUUUAGGAGGGGCACUCCUAUAUCACCUCUUAAUAUAUCAGACAACACAGAAUCAACAGUAAAGUCCUUCACGUUUUUGGGUUCUAUAAUUUCCCAGGAUUUGAAAUAGACAUUAACAUUAAAACCUUCAUUAAAAAUGCAAAAGAAAGAAUGUUCUUCUUGUGUCAACUCAGAAAGUUCAGACCAUCCAAGGAGUUGGUGAUACAGUUCUACAGAGGAAUUACUGAAUGUGCCAUUUGUACCUCUAUAACUGUCUGGUUUAGCAUAGCAACCAAGCCUGCCUCCUUUUGAGGACCUGUAUAUUGCUUUCCACAGUUCUGUCUUACGUCUAUUACCCAUGUAGUAUGACACAAUAUUACAUUUAUCCUUCUGAUAUGUUGCAUUACCUUCUCUAUUGGUAUCAUGAUUAUCCUUUGUUAUUAUCAUUAUUACUUUCUUCUUUUGCAUGUACACUGGAAGCUUGUAUACUGGAGACAAAUUCCUUGUAUUUCUAAUCACACUUGGUCAAUAUUCUAUUCCGUUCUGUUCUAUUCUAUUAGUAGUCACCACCACUACCUGACAAAUAGAGAAGUCAUGAGUUGCAGUUCACCAAAUGUGCUCCAAUUGGAAAAAAAAAUCAUUUGUCUUCUAAUUUGGUACUAGUAGGUUAAAUCCAAAAAAUUAAAUUCUCUCUUCCAAAUCUAUGGUUUUCUAUUUCUGCCUUCCAGGAACAAAUAUAAGCCAAGUGAACAGAUCAUACUUAAAAGUAGUAAAACUUUGUCUAUGGAUUGUUCUCUUGAAAAUACACCAUUUUUAGAUGCUACUUUCAAAUAAAACUAAAUAAAGUAACUUUUUUAAAAAGCAUUUUUUCUAUCUUCAGGAAUAAAUGCUUUAUAAUUGUGAAAUAUCAUUGUUAGUAUACCUUGAGCAUUAAACUUAUUGACUCAGUAGAUCUGGAGGUUCUUCAGAUCAUUCAUUGAAGAUAUAUUGUCAUUCCCAGCACAUUUACUCUGUUUAUAAGGCAAAUGGAUUGUGUGUAAUUCAGCUGAUAUGUAGUUAUUUUCCACAAUACGCAACACAGCAUGUCUCAAGUUGUAUGCAAUUUUUGCUGAGGCAUUAGUUAUUACUGUUUAGGUACAGGCAUAUCCAAUGGCAAUAAUAUUUUGACAUCUUAGGUUAUUGUGGUUUCUAAUUAAAUAAAGAUUAAUGAAUGAUGAUGAUGAUAAUAAUAAUAAUAGCCUUCUAACUAGAGUUUUCAAUAUAGCAUUCUAGAGUGGGAAAUCUCCCUCACCAUUGCUCAUGUCUGAGGCAGGACAAAAGAUUCAGAUGGUAUUUCUUCCGUGUGUGUGUGUGUGUGUGUGUGUGUGUGUGUGUGUGUGUAGAUACCAUCCCCCUUUCAGAAUUUAUUAUGGGAGAGCUCAGUUGAUAUGUACAAUUGGCUAAACCUGAUUGGAAACUCUUGCGAUUUUGGUUUUUGGUUAGUAAAUGGGUGGGCUUAACACUAAUGUAAGUGUGAUAUAUUGUAUAUAAUGUUUUUCUAUUACAGAGCAGGAUGACUUGGUGGAUGGGAUCUUAUAGAUGAAUGCGCUAGACCCAUAUGCUAAGAGACUUUGAGGCAUGUAAACUAAGCUUAUUUUACAAAAUAGGACACCAUAAAAGUAUGUAUCACAUACAGUAUAUCUUUGGAGGCAUGAUAUACUGUAUGUGAGUAUAUCAUGUAACCUCACAGAAAGAUAGCAGCAAACAAAUUUAAUAAAUAAAAUAUAGGUAAGGUAGCGAUGCUUCUAACGGAGUGUGCAUACUUGGGGUUUUCUAAGCUAUUUUGGUAUAGGAAACAACCAAUGAAGCUCUGCAACCCAAAUGGGUUGAAGGAGAUUAGAAGGUUAAAAUUCUGAAUUCCUCUGUUCUGGUCAAAUACAACUUAACAGACCUCUGACAUCUAAGUUUUUGCCAAAUACCCUCUAAUUACACAUUCGGGUUGAGAUAGGAAGGGAGAAUAAAUUCUUGAAUCUGGGGGAAGGCUGAAUUCAUCUUGGUUACAAAAGUUGGAUACCAGUAAAGGGGUAAAGCUGCAUUAUAUAGAAUGCAUUAAGAGAUUAGUGGGAAUGUAAAGGCAUAAACAACAAUUUUUGUUCUAAUUAAUACAUUUGCUGUCUUUACUCCUUGGCUUGGGAUGUCUGAGAUUAAUUUCUCAAUUUUGUAGAUCAUACAUGUUCUUACAUCAGUUGUCAACCUCCUUAAGAUUAAGAAUUAGGCUAUAUUUUCAGAAUAUGUCUUUCAAUUGAGCUAAUCUACCAUUGUGAUAUAGUUGGACAUGUUCACUUAUGGCAGUCGUCUGUUUGUGGGUAGGGACUGGUUCAUUCCAGGAAGAUCAACCCUCUUUGGUGUUGAGAAUGGCACUGAAGUGCUAUGCACCUGAUGCUAGUGGGUUCUUUUUAAAUUAUAUUUUUCUAAAACCAGAUCUUUCAGAGUCUACAAACAUUUUCCUGUUCAAUCUAGGGUGACAACCAGUAUACUAUAGGCAGGAGCACUUGGGGAUAUGAGAUUGGCUAUACUGAUUACCAUCAAUACCUCAAAAGCUGUUGAAUGGAAGACAAUGGGUGCCUGGGGAAUGUCUAAAUAAAAGUCUUGUCUUUCUUGAGAAAUUCUGUAUUCAAUGUUUCCAACCCAAAUCCUCAAUAUUUGAUUUUGGCAAUUUAUGCAUUACACACUCAAGAUUAAUGUAUCAUUCUUUUUUUCAAGAAUAAAGAAUGUGAAAUACAGUAUCUUCAAUGAUUUUGAUUGUCUGUAUUGAGACAAGAACCUGAAUGAGAUGUUUGACAUUUUGUCUUAUGACACUUGUGGGAUAUCAUAUAGUAACUUAGUGUAUAUGCACUGAUGAAGUCUACCAUGACAUUUGUGAAAUUGUUUUUAAAUUAUAUGUGGGUUCAUUAUGUGGGUUCAUUAUGUGGGUAAAUUCCAUUAGCCUUCCACCUACACCAGGGGUGUCAAACUCAGGGCCCAGAUCUGGUCCGACACAACAGACGUCAAGAUGGCCACACCCACCCUGGUCAUGCCCACCCUGCCUCCCGAGGUCAAAGACAACCCUAAUGCAGUCCACAAUGAAAUAGAGUUUGACACCCCUGACCUACACGGUUUUUGCCACUCCUCAUGAUCCUGAUGGUUUCCCCAAUGAGUUUGUUACCAGUUUCAGGCAAGGGCACAAAGCAAGCAUGUGAGCUGCGAAGAAAAUAUCCACUAUUUGUACUUACAUAGGAAUUUUUAAAUUGGAAGAUCCUGAUUCCUUGUGUUGGGGUUUUACAUAAUUUAUUAAUCUGGGAUAAAUUUGCAUGUGUAAAUUCUGAGACUGGCUGUUUGUGGCCCAUAGACUGUUUCCCUCCUUCCUCUCUGUUCUUUAAUGGAAUUAUCUAAAUCGCUUCCAUUCCGUUCUUUCCCAUCUGAUGGCAGCCUGGACAUUAGCAUCUGCAGUAAGUAAACACCCAUGAGGAAUAGAAUAUGGGGAUUGCUGCAGAAUCUCUCCUCGCACCUUGAGUUGAUUCAGUUGGGAAGACUCUAGGACAUUUCCUAUCCUUUUCCCCUCUUAUAAUACAGACCAUAUUUCGAGAUCAUCUCGAUUUACCUUCACUGGUGAACUCCGGAAAUAAAUGCUGAGAGAUUGGAAGCAAUGGUUCCUCUAAAACGGAUACCUAGCUUUCCCCCCCCCCUCCACUGCCCAGGCUGACUACCCAGAGAUGGUAACAGGUUAUGUAUCAGCUAUGCUAUUCACAUAGCUUGUGGCUAGUAAUUCAACACUUAUGGUGUUGACUAAUGUCUCUUGAAGAAACUGUGGAAAUGAAGUGAAGUGAGUGAAUUAGCAUGCAAACACAGACUGGUUUAAUGGCCCAUACCCAACUUUGGAGGAAUUCUGACAUACCUUCAAACAUUAAGAGUUCCUGCUAUAUGCUUUGUGGACAUAUUGGUGUAGAAGAGGAUAAAAAUUAGGGGAAAGAGCUGUCUUGGGAAGAAACUGUCUGAAAACCAAGGUUGUCCUAGACAGAGCUGAUGGGCAUAAAUGCUCUUUGGAAAAUAGAGCCGGAACUAGGGAUGUGCUUUUAGAAACAUUAUUACUAUUUUCUCACCCUGUCUUGAGAAAGGGAGAUAUUGUACUAUAGAAUUCCUUGACUCCACUUCAUAAAAAAAUAUUUUAACACAUCAAUUUAGAAUCAUGAAACUGUUAAAGUCUCUAUCUUCACUCUUAUCUUUUUUUUGUGCAGCAAUUUAGUCAUGUAUCUUCAUCUAACCCAGCUCCUACAUAACCUACAUUGUCAUAGCUAGCAAACACAAACUGAAUUUGGACAACCCAUAGAGUUUUAAAAAAUGGGAAAUUUUCAUCACAUAAUACACUCGGAUAAAACCUGACAUUUGUCAAAGGCAAGUUUUUUUCUAACAUUAAUAAUCAGUACUAAGAUUCAUUUGCUCUUUGAACCCACAUCCAGGUAUAUAAUAUCCUUAUCUUCUGGGUUUUAACUCCAGAAAAUGCAGUCCAUUAUUGGCAAUCACGGCAAAUCUUUAUUGUCAUGAAUGCAAGUAAAUGCAUGUUAUAAUGCUGGAUCUUAAAAAUCCACAGGAAAAAAACCUAGAAAUUAACCUAUCAAUUUGCCCAAAGUCUUUCCUUCAAUCCCAGAUCUGCCACAAAUAGAGCUAUUUCUAUCUUACCCUGAACAAGUAGCCCUAUAUUACUGUUAGAUAGAAUGGAACAUUUAAGAUAGCAAUUUAAACUGAAAACACACAAUAUGUAAUGCAGCAAAUGUUUUCAUUCAUCUCAAGGGGGCUUUGCACAUGAACAACACCUGACAUUUAUCUCCACAUGUUCAUUCAUAGACAAAAAAUUCAAAACACUCUGGGGUUAUCCUCAAAGCUUUGCUAACCAUUGACAAGGUGAUAACACAUACAAGUUUCUAAUUUGUUCUGAUAAUAAUCACCGCCAUGGAGUUUGGGAUUAAAAAAGAGGGAAUUUGCACUGUAAUAGUGGAUCAAUAAUAUACAUUGGAGUUGAUAAUUGCUUAUAAUAUUUCUCUACUUGAGCCAGGUGAUUGUUUCAUAACUUACAAAUUAGAAGAGAUUGUAUGGAAGAGGGAAAUGACAUUUUAAAAAAUGUAUUUUUAAAAGUAUUUUGGAACAGUCUAAAUUGUUUUAAAGCCCUUUAAAAACUAUAUAUUGGUGAGUUGAGAACAUUCAUUGUAAAUGUUUGUGUAAGAAAGCAAGUAUCUGUGCAAAAGAAAUUGUGAAUAU
This is a messenger RNA of Thamnophis elegans (Western terrestrial garter snake), 10111 nucleotides long. RefSeq names its product transcription factor CP2-like protein 1. The transcript has 16 exons. Gene Ontology annotation, cellular component: nucleus. Lineage: Eukaryota; Metazoa; Chordata; Lepidosauria; Squamata; Natricidae. Gene Ontology annotation, biological process: regulation of transcription by RNA polymerase II. Bases 1 to 1434 code for a protein of 477 amino acids. Gene Ontology annotation, molecular function: DNA-binding transcription activator activity, RNA polymerase II-specific; RNA polymerase II cis-regulatory region sequence-specific DNA binding. The record is from RefSeq and is a predicted model, not a curated record.